Vombatus ursinus (common wombat) is the source of this 6311-nucleotide messenger RNA. RefSeq names its product matrix metallopeptidase 24 (gene MMP24). Lineage: Eukaryota; Metazoa; Chordata; Mammalia; Diprotodontia; Vombatidae. Gene Ontology annotation, molecular function: zinc ion binding; metalloendopeptidase activity. Bases 1 to 1128 code for a protein of 375 amino acids. Gene Ontology annotation, cellular component: extracellular matrix. Gene Ontology annotation, biological process: extracellular matrix organization; proteolysis; collagen catabolic process. The transcript is spliced from 6 exons. The record is from RefSeq and is a predicted model, not a curated record.
AUGCUGAGAAGCCGGGGCCGCUGCGCCCUCGGGCCGGGCCGGAGCAGGAGCCGGAGCCGCUGGCUACCCGCGCUCUGCUGUUUGUUGGGCGCCGUGCGGGCGGCGGCGGGGGCCGGGGCCGGGGCCGGGGCCAGGGAAGAGGCGGCGGCGGCGGGGCCAGGGGCGGCCCACGAGGCGCCCUUUGCGGGCCAGAGCUGGUUAAAGUCUUACGGCUAUCUGCUUCCCUACGAUGCCCGGGUGCCCACGAUGCCCUCAGGGAAGGCCUUGCAGUCAGCGGUCACCACUAUGCAGCAGUUUUAUGGGAUUCCUGUCACAGGAGUGUUGGAUCAGACGACAAUCGAGUGGAUGAAGAAACCUCGCUGCGGUGUCCCCGAUCACCCCCACCUAAGCCGCCGGCGCAGGAACAAGCGCUAUGCACUGACGGGGCAGAAGUGGAGGCAGAAACACAUCACAUACAGCAUUCACAACUACACCCCCAAAGUAGGCGAGCUGGACACACGGAAAGCCAUCCGCCAGGCCUUUGACGUUUGGCAGAAGGUCACUCCACUGACGUUUGAGGAAGUUCCCUACCACGAGAUUAAAAGUGACCGCAAGGAAGCAGACAUCAUGAUUUUCUUUGCCUCUGGUUUCCAUGGGGACAGCUCCCCCUUUGAUGGCGAAGGGGGAUUCCUAGCCCAUGCCUACUUCCCAGGCCCUGGGAUUGGUGGAGACACUCACUUUGACUCUGAUGAGCCGUGGACACUGGGGAACGCCAACCAUGAUGAUCCACAUUCCCUCUCUCUGAUCUUCGCUCCUCCCCACAUUGAGAAAGGCCGGGAUUACUGGAAGUUUGAUAACCAGAAGCUGAGUGUGGAACCUGGUUACCCCCGCUCCAUCCUGCGGGACUGGAUGGGUUGUAACCAGAAGGAGGUGGAGAGAAGGAAGGAGCGGCGCAGGCCCCAGGACGACGUGGACAUCAUGGUUACCAUAGAUGAUGUGCCUGGUUCAGUGAAUGCUGUGGCCGUCAUCAUCCCCUGUACCCUAUCCCUCUGCAUCCUUGUCCUUGUCUACACCAUAUUCCAGUUUAAGAACAAGGGGGCACGACAGCAGGUCACCUACUACAAACGGCCAGUCCAAGAGUGGGUAUGACCAGCACGUCCUUGCCCCGCCAGCCGGGGCAUCCUUGCCAGGGCCUGAGACAGGGCAGGGACCUCACUCCCAGGACCCAGAGGAGCAGGGGGGCGCCACAAGGGCCCGGACCAAGAGCCACAAGCAAUAGGUUUGCAACUGCAGCCUAAAGCUUGGCCCUUGGAAUCCACCUGGUAAGAGAGGAGUGGGAGAAGUCAGCCAGAGGUAAUCCCCAAGCACCUACCCCCACUUGGACCCAAAGCUCCCUUUUUAAAAUGCCUUUGAUCCAAAGGGAAAGGCAAAAGAUAGCUUUCGCUGAGGAGAGCUCUGUGGGGGGAGAAGGCCUCUGCUCUUGUUGCCUCAUAGCUGUCCCUCAUUCCCAGGGGCUGGAACCCCAAUUAUCAGGGGCCUCUCCUGGGAUUCCCAAAGGCCCUCUGAGCACAGUUCAUCCGGGAGAAACCAGCAUUUGCUCCCUGACAGCUGCCUGGGCCGGUCAUUCCUCUUCUGAGGGACCUGACUCCAGGUGUCCCUGGGUAUGGCAGGAUCCCAUGAUCUUAGGGUGAGGAUCAUGGCCUGGGGCAGGAUCAGCUGCUUGCCUCCUCCCUUGUGCUGCAAACCUGGGCACUGUCUGGCUACCGACUCCCAACACCUGCUGGUCAGAUGUUUGUAACUGAUCAUGGAUCACAGAGCCUGUGUGGCUAUGGAGGAAAGGCUGUCUGUGGGCAAGGAAGGUGUUUUUGUGACCACCCCCCACACCCAAGCAGCUUCCUCAGAAAACCGAAGUUUCCCCUGGGCCAAUGAGAGGCAGGGGCCUCGUGCUCAGGGGAAGCCUGUGGUUCAGCCUCAUCUCUGCUGGACUUUGCUCUCAUGUCACGAAUAUUUAAAUGUCCCAUUACUAUUGUUUUAAUCCCCAUUUGACAGAAGUGAUUCCCUGAGGACUCGGGAAGCUGUCUGUUCAUCUGACUCCAAUGUACACCAGUGUAAGAGCCUCUACCCCAGAGCACCAAAGCCAAGGCCCCACUAAGAUGAGGGAAGCCAGGUAGUAUCUUGGUGCCCUAGGAGAACAGGGAUGGAUCAAGAGUGAGGGGAUGAGCUUCUUUGGGGGCCCAGGAACCUUUGGAUAUUAACCACUGGAGCCCCUUGGGACUCUGGCCACAGGGGUGGGAAGCUAGGCUAGUAGCCCCAGCUCACUCCUUGCUAAGAAUCUAGGGCCAUAGUGGAGACAUUGAAGGCCAAGAACCAGAAAGAUACCUAGCCUUGGAUGGUUGGAGAGAGGUUAGAUCCCCAGAAUUGAGAGAUUUUUUGAACUCCCAUCCUCAGUCCCAUUGCUAAACCCUUCCCACUUUUACUUCCAGUGUGGUCCCUAUCUAGUGAUAGGCCCCAGCCCCAUCCACUUCUCACUUCCUUUCCAUUUCCCACUGCCAGAAGAGGCAACUGGUAUAGCAGUAGAAAGAGCAUUGGAUUUGAAGUCAUGAAGUCAAGAGAGCCUGGGUUUGAAUCCUGACUCCGCUACUUUCUUACUAUGUGACUUAGGUAAGGCCACUUCUCAUCUCGGCCUGUUUCCUCAACUAUAAAAUGAGAGGGUUGAUCUUGAUGAGCCUGUGAUCCUCCAGCACUCCCAUGCAGAUCCCCAUCCCUUCCCUACUCCUGACCCUAUGCAGUUCCCCUUCUGUUCUUGGUCCUGGGCCAUGCCUAGAGUUGGGGUGGAAGGGAGCACUUAGAGCUACUGCACUGCCACUCCCCAGCUAUUCCAGUGAUUCCCCUGCCGCAGGGCCCUUGUCUCCUCAGUCAUCCCAAUGAUUCUCCCAUCCAAGAGCCCUGCCCCACUCCCCUCCCAGCCAUCCCCAAGGGACUGCCUGCAACUCCAGGCUUCAUUGAAGUUAGUCAGGAUAGGUCCAAGGUAGACAGAAGUCCAUUAGGCAGAAAGAUCCAAGGGACUUUCAGCUUCCUGUCUGUCCUCAAGACACGUUCUGUGCCUGAGCCCGAGCCCAUUUCCUUUUUGCUUCCUUCUCGGAACUCUGACAACGGGCAUGCCUCUGCUUUCAGGCCAGAAUGCCCAGUUUGGGAUAAACCAGCCCCUGAAAAGCUGGAUUUGUAGAACAGAUAGACUUGUAGACAAGUCUUUACUUUGUAAAAGGGAGUUCCCUAGGAUUGCAACAUCUCCUAGUGCAUUUAAAAUGAGAUUCUGGGAAUUCAAGUUACACACAGCUUUUCCAGACACAAAGGGAUUGUGGAUCUUAGAGCUGGAAGGGAUCUAAGAGGUUGUGUUCGAUUUUCUCAUGGUAAAUCGAGGUUCAGAGAAGGGUCACCUAGUGAAGCAGGGCACAUCUAAAUAUCAAGUGCAAAAUACGAACUUUUCCACUAGGAUUUCCACUUUCCAGGUGGUUUUUAUAGCUGGUCUCAGUGACCUCUCUGCCCAGCCAUUCAUACCUCUUCUUAGUACCUAUCCACUUUUCCUGGGCUGGACACCCUCUCUCCUUUCCCUAAUGCCCUUUGUGGUCUCUCCACAGUGUCCUUCAUUGGUAGAGCUGAAAUUUAGGCUCCUCAGACAGCCUGCAUUGGGUCUCUCUCCAGGGCAAUCAGGUUCCUUUCUCUCCAUUACAAAUAUAAGGUAUUGUAUCAUCAGCAUUUUAGCACCAAGGCUAUGUAACCUGUGAACUUGGCCUCCCUUGCGCCAAGCCAACACAAAGCCUUGUUUCUACUUCUCCUGGCACAGAUAUGCCCAGAGCCAUAACUUGGUAUCCUAACACCUGGGGCAAAUUUAAUUAAGAAGGGUGGAGAGGAGUGGCACAGGCUGUACCCAGGAUAAACAAUCUGACUUCCUGUACAGGGCUGCUUUGGAGGGAGGCGGCCCAUUUCCUCUCCAGACCUCUACUGAACCAUGACCCAUGACUCUCAUUCCUCCUUUGGGAGAAGCACCAGGUCAGUGGAUUGCUUCAAGGUAUAGGCAUGGAGAUUUCCUGACUAUUGUAAGGAGGAUGUGAGAUUCCCUUCCACUUUCUCCCCUGCCCCCUCUCCACAUCAACGUUUUGGUACAAAGCCAUGGCUGCCCUAGGUAUUGAUAUCUGGAGACUCAGGAGCCUAAAGAGACUGGGGCUGCCCUCCCCAUACGUCCACAUCUCCAAUGUGAAAUCCUUGUAGAAUCCUUGCUUGUGGGUGAGGACAGGGCAGGUAUUUCUGGUUCUUCCUUCAUUAACUACCAUCUAGUAGGUGGGAGGCUCCUCCCCUAGUGGCCCUAGGACUCUGUCCUCAAGCUUGUUCUAGUCAGCAUUUUUGUCCCCGACUUUAACAAAAGUAUGGCUAACUAAUGCCUUUCAAAACUGUGCUGACACAAAGCCAGGAAAAAUAGCUAAUACACUGAAUGACAGCAUCUGGAAAAAUCCUGGCAGACUAGAAAGACAGGUGAAAUGUACAAUUCUGAAAUUUAGUGGCAAAUGCAAAAUCCUCCACUUGGUUAAAAAAAUACACACACACACACAUAUAUUUGCUGUACAAGUAUAGAAAAAAUAUUUGGGAGUUUUAUUGAACUGCACACUCAAGAAGUCUGUAGCAUGUCCAUUAUAACCUAAAAAACAAAUGGUAUCCCAGACUGCAUUCAGAAAAGCCUAUCUUUCCAAACAAGGGCACUGACAGUCCCACUGGUUAGAUCACAUCUGGGGCAGUGUGUGCUGUUCUGGACUCCAUAUUUUAGAAAGAAUAUUGAGAAACUGGAGAGUUGCAAGUGGAGGUCAGACAGGAAGAUGAAGGAACUGGAGGUCUCGAUGAGGUUGUUGAGCCUGGAACUGAGAUCACUGCAUCCAAGUAUUUGAAGAGCAAUCUUGUGGGGGAAGAGUCUGUUCCCCUUGGCCCUACAGAGCAGAACUCAGCCCCGAUUGUUGCAGGGACAUCGAUUUCAGUUCAGCCUAAAAACUUCCUGUCUCAGCUGCCCAAAUAAUGGGAUGAGCUACCCCUUAGUAGGGAGUGAAUUUCUUGUUACGAAGAAUGUUCAGGCAAAGGCUGGAUGACUUCUUGUCAGAGAGGUCACAGAGGCGGUUCCUGGAUCAAACAGAAAGUUAGGCUAGAUGCUCCCCUGAGUUCCUUCCAGCUCAGGGUUUCUACACCAAGUCAGUAAUUUGCUAAGUCUAUAAAACUCUUUAUGAAAGGGUCACCCAGAACCCUCCUGGGCCGGGAGGUGGAGGCAGGACACAGAAGUCUCCUGGGAUCCUGCCAGGCCAACUAAAUGGAGCACCCACUGGGCUGUUUACUCUAAUGGUUCCCUCCUGUGUUUGUGCAUCUUCUUCCUUCUGUGGUCACAUCGUAAACUCUGGAGACUUAUUUAUGUUGGAAGAGGAAGAUGAUUCCUUGCUGGUGCCGUAGGUUGAGACGCUGGCCUCUGCCGUGGCUUGGGCAUUCUCCCAAAUGAACUUCCCAAGGCACCGAUACUCUCCUCUUGUUCUCAUCCUCAAGUCUUGCCAAGAGCCAGCUCCCUGAGGUGGGGGGGCAUCUGGCAUCAGAGACAUAAUCUUUGUGUUGAUACAGUAUUUUAUACUUUUCAAGGCACUUUAUUAGGUGACAUCUAUUGGCCUAUUUGAAACUCACAAGGGUCCUGUUAAGCUGGCUGGGCAAAUAACAUUACCCUCUUUUGACAGAGGAGACAAUGAGGCCCAGAAACAGGGUAUGGCUUGGUAGGGUCAUGCAAGUUAGUGGUGGACUACAAUUGAGUGGUCUUUCUGUCACACCAUGCCCCAAAUUGUGAUGACUGCUGUGCAAGGCCUGACUCAGAGGGGUCCUUGGGUAUCUUCCACCACUUCUGACCAAUAGCGAUGCAGAGAAUGAAGCCACACCACUGUGCCCCACUACUCACAACUUAUCCCUGCCUGGGUCCUCUUGUCACUACUCCUGAGAUCACAUCAUGGACCAUGCUUUGUGAGGGCCUUGAGCAGUCCAGCUCAGCCUCUCCUCCACUCAUCUCAUCUUGGUUCCUCCUGGCUCAUUUUCUUCCCUCUUCCUCUCCAAUGCCUGGAUCCAUACUAGGGUCUUGGGUCUCUACUCUGACCUCCUGAAAACCCUUAAUCCUGUGUGGUCCCCUCUGGGAUCCUCCUGAGCCCUGAAGAUACUGGGGUAUAACUGAGGAAGGGAACAGAGGAAGAGGCCCUAGGGGCAGAGGAAGGGGCAGGCCUCACUGGAGUGGGGGGCAGAGUUUGAGUUGGCCCCUGUCCUGACCC